This is a messenger RNA of Microplitis mediator, 1288 nucleotides long. Its product is annotated as zinc finger Ran-binding domain-containing protein 2. The coding region runs from base 247 to 936 and encodes 229 amino acids. Gene Ontology annotation, molecular function: lipopolysaccharide binding; RNA binding. The transcript is spliced from 7 exons. Gene Ontology annotation, biological process: RNA processing. The record is from RefSeq and is a predicted model, not a curated record. Lineage: Eukaryota; Metazoa; Arthropoda; Insecta; Hymenoptera; Braconidae.
AUCAACAAACUUAGAUAAAUUUAAAAUAAAUUUAAAAAUCAAUAGACUAAAAAAAAUAUCAAUAAAAACGCGAAUUUUAAAAUUCGUUUUUAAAAAAAUGUUGACAUAUCCGUAUAUUUAAUAUUUUUUUAUUUAUUUAUAUUUUUUUUUACUUAGAUAUUUAAUUAAAAGUGUCAUAGAAACAUAAAAACUAAUUAAUCAUAGUGUCGAAUUAUUUAUCAUUAAAAUUAUAAAAAAAACAUAAGAAUGGAUGGAGUUAAAAGUGAAGAUGAUAGUCAGCGAACUAUCAACGAGGGCGAUUGGCUCUGUCCUGAUUCCCAGUGUGGAAAUGUUAACUUUGCCAGACGCAAUUCCUGCAAUCGCUGUGGAAAGGAUAGAGGCGAGUGUUCAAAGAAGAAAAAACUCGGUCAAGAAAUAGGUAAAGUUGCUGCUGAAAAAAGUCGCGGGUUAUUUAGUGCCGAUGAUUGGCAGUGUAGUAAAUGUGGGAACGUUAACUGGGCAAGAAGACAACAAUGUAACAUGUGUAAUGCGCCGAAAUUUGGCGAAGUUGAAGAACGAACUGGUUACGGAGGCGGCUACAAUGACCGCGGGGUAGUCGAGUACAAAGAGCGACGAGACGACGACGACGACGAGUACGACGAGUUCGGUCGACGGCGUAAAAAAAGAAAAAUCGAUCGCUCCGAUGACGACUCAAAGGACUCCAAGUACAGUAGCCCCCCCAGAAGUAAAUCUAAAGACAGUACCGAUAAAAUAGUCGACGAGCCCGAACUCCGUGAAGUCAAAAAUAAUUUUAAUGAAGAAGAUAAUGAGGACGAAGAUGAUGAUGAAGAAGGCGAUUUAUCAAAAUAUGAUUUGAGUGAAUGGGAUGAUUUUGUACCAGAAAAAAAAAGUACCAAUGGUAGUGCCAAUUAUUCUGACCAACAGCCUUCAAGGUGAAAAGGAAGCUGACGGAGCUCGAAAAAUGCCACAAGCUUUGAUGAUUAAUUAAUUAAUUAAUUGAUAGAUAAUAAAUAUUUUAAAUGGUUAUAUUAUAUAUUAUAUAUAUAUUUGAUCGCAGAGACUAUUAUUUGAAUUAGAUCGUAUUUGUGUAAAAACUUUAAGUAUGAUUAUUAAUUUGAGCAGCUUACGCGCGUUAAUUUAUCGAUGUGAUAUUUUAACAGUCGACACUCUAAUAUAUUUAUUUAAAUAUAUAAGGAAAAAAUAUAUAGACUAAUGAAGAUUAAAAUAUUAGAGUGUGCAGUGAUAUUUAAAAUAAAUAACAUAAAUCAAUAGAAACUUUUUUUUAUAA